AAUGUCUUCAAAGGACGACGACGUUCUUCAGUUUCUCGACUCGCUUGAUACUGCGCCCACAAAUAAGACCGGAACUGGCUCUUUAACUCAUGACUCCGACGGCACUUCCCAUGCUCUGAAUGUGCCCUCGACUUCGGAUGGUGUUGCUGGAAACGGAGCCAAUCCACAGGAUGAGCAAUCUGUUCUCGACUUUCUAGACGAAAUCACUCAGUCCGCUGCCUCAUCUACCACUGGGUUGGACUCCAAGGUUCAGUCACCUACAGGUUCACAAGGAAAGCAAUCGAUCUAUGACGCGUCUGCGGCAUUGCCUUCAAGGUAUCUUCAGCAACAGCAACAGCAACAACAUCAGCAGCAUCAACAACAACAGCAACCGCAGGCACCAGUAGAUACAAGGUCAUCGUGGCUAGGUAGCUUAUGGUCAACUGCUUCUGAGGCCGUCAAGACCACACAGACUGUAGUCCAGAGUUCAGUGAAAGCGACCAUGGAGAGUCAGGCUACUAAGAAUUUCGAGAAUCGCGUCAAAGGCUUUGUCAACGCGGAGAACAUUGGCAAGAUUGGAAACGAUAUCAAGUCUUUGACACUUAGUUCCAUGACUGCAGUCCUGGACGUGGUAGCACCACCGAUAGCAGAGCAUGAAAUUGUUGAGGUUUGGCUUGCACAUGAUAUGGUUGGUUACGUCGGUCUGGAGUCGAUUGUCUACAAAGCUUUCUCCAAAGUAAUGGAGCAGACUGAUGGCGGCGACGUGGUCGUCCAUCAAGGUGCAGGCACCACUAGCCCAGGAUCAGAAGAUAUCGCACCUGAGGAUCGACAAUUGAACGCUUGUGAAGGCUAUGAACAAGCUGUCAAACUCGCGAAAGCCAACAUUGAACAUUUGGUCAAGUCACACUACGAUGUAGAGAAAUACCAAGGAUCGGCGCCUACUGCCACCAAGAAUCCCAAUACAAAUGCAUCCGUCUGUCCUGUUUUUAUGGCCAUCCAGCCUUGCCGCGUACCUCGUCAUGGCUUCAAUGCUUCAAAGGCUGCUGAUGCUUCAAAGGGCUCAGAAGGUGAAACCAGCAGUAAGGCCAUGGACAAAGAUACAUUCCUCACAUUCGUCAUUGUCCUUCACGACCCCACCCAUAAGCUCAAUUUUGAGUCUUGCUCGCAGAGUAUGCCUGCUCAAUGGUUAUUGAUCCCUUACGAAGAGAAUGAGUGGGUUGAGGAUAGGAUGGUGGAUUGUAUCCGCCUUGCUGUCGGAGUAAUUGCACAGGACUAUGUCUGGACGAGGAUGAAGGGCGAUGAGAUCCAAAGACUUCAGAUCUUGGAGGCUGAAGCACAAGCCAAGCAACAACUAUUGGAUCAACAACAGAAGCAAGAGCAGGAAGCCAAAGCUUCGGGGCAGGGUGCAUUGAAUACUCCUAGUGGUUAGGUAAAGAGUAGAGGGGGUUUUUUUUAAUGCUUGUUAUCUAGUUUCGACUGUAGCCGUUUUCAUCAUCAAAUAUAACAGAAAUGUUUCACUCGA
This is a messenger RNA of Lobosporangium transversale, 1501 nucleotides long. RefSeq names its product maintenance of telomere capping protein 1. The record is from RefSeq and is a predicted model, not a curated record. The transcript has 2 exons. Lineage: Eukaryota; Fungi; Mortierellomycota; Mortierellomycetes; Mortierellales; Mortierellaceae. The annotation marks the transcript as partial.